GUCAACAUCCAGUGUCUAUGCGUAGUUGUUUUGCAAGAAAAUAGAAACACGUGCAUAAUCUAAAAUUUGAUUUGUAUUUAUAACAUAAGUGUAAACUGCAAAAAUGUCUUCAGAAACAGACAUUAAAGUUAAUUCUUUAAUAGAGAACAUAAAGAAAAAUCAGGACAAUGAAUCUAGUGAAAAAUCGAUUGUUAAAAAACAACCCAAAAAACAAGAAAAUAAAGAUGAAAUAAGAGGAAAACCUAAAUCUGGUCGAUUUUGGAAAUCUCAGAAAGAAAAGUUUUCAACAAUAAAUAAAACAAAAGGAUUGAAGUUAGAUUUCCAGAAAAAGACUGCUCUACGUAUGGAAUUGAAACGCACAAAAGAAUUGUCUAAAAGUCUUUUAGAACAAUUUAAAGAGAAGGAACUAGAGCGUAAAGAGAGGCGACGAGAAAAUAUAAAACGUGCCGCAGAAAACAAACAGAAGUCAGAGAUUGUACAAGUAAUAACUAAUACUGCUAAACUAAAAAGAAUGAAGAAGAAACAAUUAAGAUUUAUUCAGAAGAGAGACACAAAUAAAGCUAUAGAAGCAAGUAAAUAAAAGUAUAA
Molecule: messenger RNA, 588 nt
Organism: Papilio machaon (common yellow swallowtail)
Lineage: Eukaryota; Metazoa; Arthropoda; Insecta; Lepidoptera; Papilionidae
Product: coiled-coil domain-containing protein 86
Exons: 2
Coding region: 104-580 (158 amino acids)
Cellular component (GO): nucleolus
Source: RefSeq, a predicted model, not a curated record